AACAAAAAAGUUAGACUGGUCUCAUCUUUUUUUAAUAUUUUAUUAUGUGUGCCCAGCAUGCCUCCUUGUCUCUUAAAAUUGAUGUAGGUAAUGUCAGUUAACGUUUAUGGGACUUUAGAUUUUUGUGUUGCUAGCGGCGUUUCGUAUUCUAAUGUUCUAUUUUCUUUCUCGCGAGAAUACGCGUGCGUCUUGAAAAAACUUGCAAUGUUGAGCGGGUUAUUUCGCGGGAACUGUGUCUUUCCCUCGCUGUUAAGGAACAUAAUAUAAAUACAACAUAAAACUAUUACUUUUUUAUUUGAUCUAAGACGGGCAGCAGCCGAAGAUUGACUUUCCUCCUUCAAAGUCAUGUUCUCCGACCUGAGCGCCCAGAAGGAGGGCUCCUCUCUGCUCUGCCGCCCUGCCUCCGAGGACCAGGGGCCGGUGUUUGAGAGGAUGUCGCUGGCUUACAGUCCCUGCUCCGAGCGCUACAGGGCUGGGGAGAGAAGCUUCAAUCGCCAGUAUGCUCAUAUUUACGCAGCACGACUCAUGCAGAUGAGACCCCUGUUGUCAGAGAGAGCCCAGCAGAAGUGGGGAUCAGAUGUGCUUAUCAGGAAGCUGUGUGAUCUUCAGACAGGGGAGCAGUGUUGCAUUGUGGGCACCUUGUUCAAGCGUAUGGAUUUGCAGCCAUCUAUUCUGAAAGAGAUCAGUGAGGAGCACAACCUGCUACCCCAGCCCGCACGAGCAAAAUACAUCAGUGAAACGGAUGAGCUGAUUCUGGAGGAUGAGCUCCAGAGGAUCAAACUAGAGGGCAAAAUUGACAGGGACAAGUGUGUCACAGGUAGUAUUAUUGCAAUAUAUGGAGCUGAGAGGAACGAUGGGAAGUUCACAGUUGAGGACUUUUGCACAGCUGAUCUCCCUUUGCAGACACCUAGGCCUGCACUCAGUUCGGACAGGUUUGUGCUCCUGGCCUCAGGACUUGGUCUCGGGAGUAUUCAUGCUGACAGCAUGCUAGGGCUACAGUUGCUGGUUGACAUGGUCACCGGUCAGCUCGGUGACCAGGGGGAGCAGAGUGGGGCAUCAGCAAUUUGCAGGGUUCUACUGGCUGGAAACCUCCUGAGCCAAAGCACCCAGGACAAGGAUGCAUCAACAAAGGCAAAAUACCUCACCAAGAAGACUCAGGCUAGCAGUGUGGAAGCCAUUCGUGUUCUGGAUGAGCUGCUGCUUCAGCUGGUGGCCUCUGUUCCAGUGGAUCUAAUGCCGGGCCAAUAUGACCCCACCAACUACACCCUCCCACAGCAGCCUCUCCACCGCUGCAUGUUCCCCCUGUCCUCAGUGUACCCCACACUACAGCUGGCAUCCAAUCCAUACCAGGCUAACAUUGAUGGAGUGAGGUUCCUGGGCACAUCGGGCCAAAAUGUCUGUGACAUUCAAAGGUACAGCAGCAUGGACAGUCACCUGGAGAUACUGGAGGAAACGCUACGACUCAGACACCUGGCCCCUACAGCACCUGACACUCUCGGUUGUUACCCAUUUUACCAAAAAGACCCUUUCAUCUUGGAAGAGUGUCCCCAUGUUUACUUCAGUGGAAACGCCCCAACCUUUGAGUCCAAGCUCGUCAAAGGUGCUAAUGGCCAGGAGGUCCUUUUGGUUACUAUCCCAGAGUUCUGCAGUACCCAGACAGCAUGUCUGGUCAAUUUACGCACUCUUCAGUGUGAGCCUGUCAGUUUCUCUGCCUUCUCUGCCGACGGCGAUGAGGAAAGUGAGAUGAACAUCAGUCACUGAGGGUCCACAUCAACACAAAGAACGACAUGCAGAGACUUCUCAGACAUUAUUUGUGUAUAUUCAGAGUUUUCUUGGCUGGACACUAAUCAAAUCUACAGGGGGCUAACAAUUGCAGUCCUUGCUGUCCAGUAUCAUAGGUCAAUGAAUUGCUGUCAAAAUUGCCUAAGGUUGCUUCUAAUGUUUCCUUAUAAGGUAAGUUUUUUUUUGGCGGGGGGGGGGGGGGGGGGCUGUGAGAGAUAAAACAGCACUGAUAUUCUCCAGUAUUCAACUCUGGCUGGGCUGGAAAGACAACACAAGCGUUUUGUAUUAAC
Toxotes jaculatrix (banded archerfish) is the source of this 2072-nucleotide messenger RNA. It is a transcript of the gene pold2, whose product is annotated as polymerase (DNA directed), delta 2, regulatory subunit. Gene Ontology annotation, biological process: DNA replication; DNA strand elongation involved in DNA replication. Bases 346 to 1761 code for a protein of 471 amino acids. The record is from RefSeq and is a predicted model, not a curated record. Gene Ontology annotation, cellular component: delta DNA polymerase complex. Gene Ontology annotation, molecular function: DNA binding. The transcript has 11 exons. NCBI's taxonomy places the organism in Eukaryota, Metazoa, Chordata, Actinopteri, Toxotidae.